Molecule: messenger RNA, 4189 nt
Organism: Pteropus alecto (black flying fox)
Lineage: Eukaryota; Metazoa; Chordata; Mammalia; Chiroptera; Pteropodidae
Gene: SLU7
Product: SLU7 homolog, splicing factor
Exons: 16
Coding region: 14-1900 (628 amino acids)
Biological process (GO): mRNA splicing, via spliceosome
Cellular component (GO): spliceosomal complex
Molecular function (GO): pre-mRNA 3'-splice site binding
Source: RefSeq, a predicted model, not a curated record
GUUGUUAGUGCGCAUGUGCCGCGCGGUGGCUGCUGGGAAGCGCUGGAAACAGGAAGAAAACAUUGACGGAUUGGUUUUCUUUCUGGCCAGUGGUCUUGGGGUCGGCUGCGACAGGACUGGAGGAGGCCAGAUCACCAUGUCGGCUGCAGCUGUGGAUGCAGUUAAUGCUGCCCCCCUAUCGGGGUCCAAAGAAAUGAGUCUGGAGGAACCAAAGAAGAUGACCAGGGAGGACUGGAGAAAGAAGAAGGAGCUAGAAGAACAGCGAAAACUGGGUAAUGCUCCUGCAGAAGUUGAUGAAGAAGGAAAAGACAUCAACCCUCAUAUUCCUCAGUAUAUUUCUUCAGUGCCAUGGUAUAUUGAUCCUUCAAAAAGACCUACUUUAAAGCACCAGAGACCACAACCAGAAAAACAAAGGCAGUACAGCUCAUCUGGAGAAUGGUACAAGAGGGGUGUAAAAGAGAAUUCCAUAACUACUAAGUACCGCAAAGGAGCAUGUGAAAAUUGUGGGGCCAUGACACACAAAAAGAAAGACUGCUUUGAGAGACCUAGGCGAGUUGGAGCAAAAUUUACAGGAACUAAUAUUGCUCCAGAUGAACAUGUCCAGCCUCAGCUGAUGUUUGACUAUGAUGGAAAGAGGGAUAGGUGGAAUGGCUACAAUCCAGAAGAACACAUGAAAAUUGUAGAAGAAUAUGCCAAAGUUGAUCUGGCAAAGCGAACAUUGAAAGCGCAGAAACUCCAAGAAGAAUUAGCCUCGGGAAAAUUAGUGGAACAGGCUAAUUCUCCAAAACACCAGUGGGGAGAAGAGGAACCAAACUCUCAGAUGGAAAAAGACCAUAAUAGUGAAGAUGAAGAUGAAGAUAAAUAUGCAGAUGACAUUGACAUGCCUGGACAAAACUUCGACUCUAAGAGACGGAUUACCGUUCGGAAUCUGAGGAUUCGAGAAGAUAUUGCAAAAUAUUUGCGGAAUUUAGAUCCAAAUUCUGCUUACUAUGAUCCCAAAACUAGAGCGAUGAGAGAGAAUCCCUAUGCCAAUGCAGGAAAGAAUCCAGAUGAAGUGAGCUAUGCUGGAGAUAACUUUGUUAGAUACACAGGUGAUACCAUUUCAAUGGCUCAGACACAGUUGUUUGCCUGGGAAGCCUAUGACAAGGGAUCUGAAGUGCAUCUGCAGGCCGAUCCUACAAAACUAGAGCUGUUGUAUAAGUCCUUCAAAGUCAAAAAAGAAGACUUCAAAGAACAGCAGAAAGAAAGCAUCCUGGAAAAGUAUGGUGGCCAGGAACAUUUGGAUGCCCCUCCAGCUGAAUUGCUUUUAGCUCAGACGGAGGACUAUGUGGAGUAUUCAAGACAUGGGACAGUCAUUAAAGGACAAGAGCGGGCUGUUGCCUGCUCUAAGUAUGAGGAGGACGUGAAGAUCCACAAUCACACGCAUAUCUGGGGAUCUUACUGGAAAGAAGGCCGGUGGGGAUACAAAUGCUGUCACUCUUUUUUCAAGUAUUCCUAUUGUACUGGAGAAGCUGGGAAGGAGAUUGCCAAUUCAGAGGACUGUAUUGUAAAUGAUAUAACUGGAGAAGAGUCAGUGAAAAAACCUCAAACCCUCAUGGAGAUGCAUCAGGAUAAACUAAAAGAAGAGAAAAAGAAGAAAAAGAAGAAGAAGAAGCAGCAGCAUCGAAAGAGCAGUUCAGAUAGUGAUGAUGAAGAAAAGAAACAUGAGAAACUGAAAAAGGCACUGAAUGCGGAGGAGGCCCGCCUUCUUCAUGUCAAGGAGCUCAUGCAGCUUGAUGAGAGGAAGCGGCCUUACAAUAGCAUAUUUGAAACUCGGGAACCCACCGAGGAGGAAAUGGAGGCCUAUAGAAUGAAACGUCAGAGGCCAGAUGACCCCAUGGCCUCUUUCCUUGGACAGUAGUAACUAGUCAUAGAUGGUCACCCACGAUAAACACAGCUGAUGAUUGUAGAUGAGAAAAUCGGUGUCUGCUCAUCUCGCUGCCUAAUAAAGCUUCUAGAAGUCUCAUAGUAAAUUAAUUCAUUUCCACACUGAAGAAACAGGAGAAAAAGAGAAGGUACAUUAAGUGCAGAUUAAGAUUUUAUUUCUAAUUUUAUAUUAAUGAUACGGAAAUAGGCCCUGGCUUGCUCGGGCAUGUGCGUGCUCUCUAUUUCUCUCUCUCCUGUCUUCCACUCAGUAAUUAAGUCUCAAACUUUAUUUCUUCAGUUUUUAUGGCCCUUUAUCUAGUGUUAGCACACAUGUUAAAGGUAGAUUAGUUACUCUUUCUCAAAACCAGGGCCUCAUUUUUUUCUAAUUAGUAGUAACUAAUUGUAGUUAUUUUAUAGUCAUUUGGUUUUUUUGUCUUUUAAAGUCUUUCUGGUCUACAGUUAAAAAUCUGAAAGGAAAUUUGUAUAACAUGUGAAUAACUUUAUCCUGUGUGGUAAUAAUUCUGUUUUUUACUUAUUUAUAAAAUUAUUUUGAAAAUAUUUCCUCAUAUCUCACACCCAAAACUAAAUUAUUAGCCUCUGAAUGGAAAAAUAACUAUUAUGUCAUUCUUAAAUCAGUGCUGACCAAUUAGUAUUAGGUCUUUUACCAUUCUGGGCGUGAACCUUUAGACACAGAAAUCCUUUCCUUUAAAAUAGAGGUUAUGGUUUGUGAUACGGAUUUUUUUGUUUUAAUUGUGAUUGCCUUUAUAUUAUAAUCAUGAAUAUUAAAUUUGAUUUUAAAAACUUAUAGAGUAUUCCUUAGACCUAAUCUUUGUAGCCAGCGGGUGCCACAUUGUAUAAUUUGGGAAAAGCAAAUUAUAAAAAAUUCUUUGAAGGUUUCUUCAAAGAAUUAUAAGGAUAGCUUACAGGGCAACUAGUAACCAAAUUUGCCAUGAUCCUCAAGCCUAUUCUGAGAACAUUGUGAAAAUAAUACCAACAGUGAAAGCAAGAUCUGUGAAAACGAGUUAAAACCUCUGACAUGAGUGCAUUGACUUAACAGCUCAAUGGAUUUUUCUGAGCUACCAAAAACUAGUAGGAUAUUACAUUAAGGUAGCAUCUCAGAAAUAGUUCUAGUGGGAGAGUAACUAAUAGUGAAGUACUAUGGGUGCACGUGGUAUCUAGAUUCAGACUGGUAUGAAAUUGAAACAGCACUGCAAAUACAGCUAAUGCUUACCACUUUAAGAAUGUCAAAAGUUAUUCAUAUUUGCACCUUAACACUGCAUUGGGUGGUUCAACACAACAUCUGAGAUUGGUGUUUAUUUUGUAUUUUUUGUUAAUAAAAAUAUGUAAUCGAGAAUACUUAACUAUGAAUGGUCCGUAGCAUUAUUUCAAGUAUUUGGCAGAAAAGUGGUUGUUGAUAGGGCUGGCAGGGAGCCUGAAUUAUCUUCUAUGAGUUUGAAUCAGUAAUUUUGGGGGUCUUUUAACUCAAAAAAUGUCACAUAUCCUUUCUGGGUGUCUGUUCCCUCUUCUGUGAAACCUAAUUUAUUCCGGUUUUAGAAAAAUUCUAUAAUACCUGAAAUCAUGUCUUAUUUCUGUUUCAAUUCAGAAGAAAGGUAGUAUCCAGAACAUUACUCAAGGUAUGUGCUUUGAUUUUAUUAUAUCAAUAAUAGCUGCCUUUUGAGUGCUAGAACGAUGUACUGUAAUUUUCAUAUGUUAUCGCCUCAAAAGAACUGCAUGGGGUGAGUAAUAGAUGAUAUCCCUAUUUUAUAAAAAGCUUGUGAGCAUAAUGAGUCCAAGUAGUUUGCUCAAGGCCUAACAGUUGAAAGUGUUGGGGCCAAGACAUAAAGCCAAGUAUUUCUGACUCUAAAGCCUACUCCUUUCUCUAGUAUUUAAGGCCCUAGUUCCUGGCUCAGAAAGGCUGGUCUUUUACAGUUUCUUCCAUUGACAGAAACCUUAAACAGGCCCUCGAUCUUUACCAAGUUCACCCUUAGCACCUGUAAAUGAUGUGACUGUCCCACAUUCCUGAACACUUCCUCAUCCCCCAGCCUUGUGGGUUACUUGUGACAAGAUUGACUAUACAAAAAUUAAUAAAAUGUCAUUUCCUUAAGAGCCUCAAUAUUCUGGAAGAAAAUACCCCCCACAGAGGAAAGAACUUGGGUCUGUUUCUUUCAACAGUGUUUUCUGGUUUCUACUUUGGGGGUUAUUUCUAAAAUCUCUGUAAUCUGGAUUUAUUAUUUGAAGAUUCUGUUAAAAACUUUUUUUUAAUAAAAAUCUUUUGUCUAAAGUG